GUUGGACAACCACAAGCAUGAGAAAGCACGCCUUUGAUACUCUUGUUAUAUGUGAAUCAACAGGAGUCAAUAGCAAGGGUAGGAAUCGUCUUCGCCUUUCUAGAACGUAUAAUCAAUCCGAUUUUCCUGCUCCCCUACAAUUACCCUUACCUACUCCCUAUAUCAACAUUAUGUUCCACCUUCUUUUCACAGCAUUAUCAAAAAUGGCGGAAAAAAUCCUCACUACUCUGUGUCGUCCGGACCAACUUCAGGAUGCUGCGUCGUUCUUGUCAAAGGCAAGUGAGGAAUCCGCUGCUAAGCGUCGCAAAAUGGAUAAUGAUAAACGUGGUGGAGCAGCUAUAUUUAUUAAGGGUAGGUUAAAGGUGCUUUUCUUACCGCUUUUUAUGCCUCUCUCCCUUAGGAGGGGAAAGGCAUAAAAAGCGGGGUAAGCGAGCACCAACAACCUACCUCUAAUUUUAGUAAAGGAAACAACAAGAACACAAACACCACCAGCACGCUGGAAAUCUUGAAAAAGCUUGAAGGUUUUUAUCUGAAAGAAGUGUUGGGGAGUUCUACACUGUUGCUCAAGCACGACAAGCAGAACGUAGAAGCUUUGUUGUCGUUUGAUAAGAUCCACUCUGAGGACAUCGCUGCAAUCUUUCAGAAGAGCAGCACCCCUGAUGAAGAAGACGAAAAUACUGGUACUUCAUCUUCAACUACAACUACAUCUGCUUCUUCGUGGCAACAAGUUCUUACUUCUUUGUUGAAUCGAGUGAACAAUGGUAUUGGAGAUGAACUCCAAGAAGAAGAUGAAAUAAAUUCGAAAAAAAGCACUGAGGAAGAAAAAGCUCCUGUCCUCCAAAAUGACCGCUACACUUCUGGAGUCCGCAUCCGGAACGCUGCUGAUCUGCAGUUGUCUCUCGUGCUGCCUGCUGACCGCAGAGACGUCUACAAGGCCACACCGGAAAAGAUCGUGCGUUUGCUCGAGACACCAGAGUUGUACACCAAUGUGACGAAGAAGAAAUUCGUGGAGAACCCGAAAACUGUGACGCGUGAUGCGUGGGUCCGCAAUAUCCUGCGGAAGGAGGCUGAGCAAGAUCGUGUACUCUUUGAAACGGAGAAGUACUUGGUAGUGAAGGACAGCAAAUGGGUGGAUGAGGCUGACGAAAAAGUGGGCGAAGAGGACACCACGUGCACUACUUCUAGUACGUCUAAAACUACCGCGAAAGAGGCACAAAACCUUCAUUGUCUUCUUCUCCUCAAGGAUGAAACUAUUCGCAGCUUACGCGACCUCAAAGGCGAAAAGCACUUGCCGGUUUUGACCAAGGUUUUUGAGGAAAUCAUCCCUAGUCUCUCCAAAACCUACAGCAUCCCGGAAACGAACUUUCUCUCUUUUGUGCAUUAUCAUCCAACUUUCUGGUACUUCCAUGUCCACAUCAUGACAGCAGAGAACCCAAUGUUUGCCUCGAACAAAGACCACACGAAUCUAGUUUUGAGCAUCUUCGACCGCUUUCACAAGUUGGAAAUCAUCACCGCACUACUCGAAGCAGACUCAGAGCACUACGCGAAAUGCAAUUUACCCCUGGUGCUCAAGCCGGAGAUCGCGGCUUGGUACUCGAACAAGGAAAAGGAUGCAGGCAGGAACAACAAGGACACAGAAGAUCAAGGAGGAAAGCGAGAUGGUGAGAAGAAACGAAGGAAGAAGGAAUAAGUAAUUGCAGUUAACAAGGCGAAGAUGACCUCCAGAUAUAUGACGAAGCAGACACAAAAACAAUCCGAAUGAAACCAAAUAGACAACAUUUGAAAUUGCGAUGUACUACAGAAGUUGUCAACAUGCAUUUCUUCUACUUAUUUGAGUUCGAUGAAGGCUUACAAAGUGAACGUCCCUUUUUCCUCAUUCCAUUUUACCCCUUCCAUUUUGAUUUAAUCGGAUGGAAUCGAUGUCCAUCCUCAUGUCUGUCCAUGGGGACAUCAGUGAUUGGACCAUCCUUCCAAUGGAUGGCUUCGAAGGUGGUAGCACCUCAGGGAAACGCAUUCGCUGGUAGUUUGAAACUGGCAGCACUGAAAUGGGGCGUUGUGAGGAUGCUGGGAGUUUGAAACUGGCAGCACUCAAAUGCAAUGAGGAUCAUAAUCAAC
Amoebophrya sp. A25 is the source of this 2115-nucleotide messenger RNA. The record is from the annotation of a GenBank genome assembly. NCBI's taxonomy places the organism in Eukaryota, Dinophyceae, Syndiniales, Amoebophryaceae.